Messenger RNA from Cervus elaphus (red deer), 5282 nucleotides. It is a transcript of the gene DDN, whose product is annotated as dendrin. NCBI's taxonomy places the organism in Eukaryota, Metazoa, Chordata, Mammalia, Artiodactyla, Cervidae. The transcript is spliced from 2 exons. The record is from RefSeq and is a predicted model, not a curated record. Bases 1670 to 3778 code for a protein of 702 amino acids.
CAGAGGAUGUUUGGGUUCUCUCUAAAGGUCCAUGUUAGGGAGCAGGAGGCCUGGGUUUUGUUUCCGUGGUUCCCAGUAAGUCAAUGCCCGUCCUAAAACAAUCCUCCUGGCUCAUCACCUUAAAAGGAAGGGUCUGUGCCCAAGGGCUGUGUAUACGUUAGUGGAAAACAAAUUGGGAUCUGCUUCUCCUGUCCCCCUAAAAAACCCAACCAGUCAGUCUCAGGGUCUGAGGAUGGAGCAGAAGGAAAGACAAGGGAUAAAAUUUGGGAGCCUCAUAGCCUUCUCUUUUUACCUAUUCCUCAGGAGAGGUGCAUUCUCUGUUCUUCAGCACUGUUGCCAUACACACUCUUUUCUCCCACCUCCCCGCACCCCUCCUCUCCACUGGAGCUGCUGCCAUGGUUGCCAGGCAUGGUUGCUAAGUCUCUGCAUGGAAGGGUUGGCGUGGGCUGUACUGCCACUAACAUCACCAUGGUGAAUCAGGGGACACCUGGCAUAGGCCUGGGGGGAGGGAUCAUGCGAGCAACCACCCCACCCAGGACGGAGUGAGCCUGAAAGGGGAUCACCUUGAGCACUGCUCCAGGUGGGGGUCGAACGAGCUAGGCACUGUGGUAGCGGUGACAGAGAGUGCUACACUGGGAAAUGGGGGCCAGUUGUAUCAUUUCAGUUGCUAGGGGAUUAGGUUAGCCAAGGAAGCACACCAUUCCUCCUCUAUACCCUCUGAAAGGGUGCAAGUGCGUAAGCACUCUUUCCUCCACAAGGCUGAGCAGAGUUCAGGCUGAGAACAGUAGGACCCUCAAAUCCUGGCUUCUGGAUUGGGGGUUGGGAGAGCCUGCUUCAGAGAGAGGGCUCCAUGGGUGCCCAAGGACAAACAUCUAAGGAUGAAAGUGUAGGCAGCUUCGAUGGCCAAGACAGACUCCUGUCCUGCUGUGCCAGCAGCCCUGGGCACACCACUGAGAGGGUAAGGAGUUAAGGGUGUGGGGGUGACCCUUCUUGAGAUUGGAGGCAGCUCUCCCCCAGAGUCGCACAAAGGCUGCAGGCAAGCCACCACCUCCUCCCUCCACUGCAUGGAAGCUGGUUACUCAUCUCCUCUCUGCACCCGAACGCCACUGCCGCUAAAAAUAAACCCCCCAGCCGUGGGCCAGCCCUUCCUGCACCCCAACCCCCUGGAAACCAGCAGAGAGUGGCAGGCAGAGACCUUGAGUUCCAUUCCCAUCACCUCCCUGAUGAAGAAAUCAAAGUCUGGGGCAGGAUGUCAGGGACAGAACGCUGCUGGUCAGGCACCCCGAGAAGCAGGAGAAUGAAGGGUUAAAACGGCGGGAAGGUUGAAGAAACGGGGGCGGGGUGGGGGUACUGUCAGCUUGGCAAGAAUAAGAAAUCCCCUGCCCACUCGUGUGGGUCCCAUCAGGCUUGGGGGACAAGAGCAGUGGGAAGGGGCGCCCAAUCCCGGGCCCCAGGGGGCGGUCGUGCACGUGGGGGAGGUAGCGCGGAGCCGUCCGCGCCGUGUCACAUGCGCGCGCACACACACACACACAGGCACACACGUGUGCCUGGGUAUAUAUAGUCCCCAGUCGCUGGGCCCGCCGCUCUGCAGUGGGCGCCGGCUCCCCGGGCUGGGAGGGGGCUUUCGGGGCGGGUGGGAGGGUGGGGGGCCGGGGUGGGGUGGGGCAGGAUGCUGGAUGGCCAGCUCUUCUCCGAGGGGCCCGAUAGCCCCCGGGAGCUCCAGGAUGAGGAGUCUGGCAGCUGCCUCUGGGUGCAGAAAUCCAAGCUGCUGGUGAUCGAGGUGAAGACUAUUUCCUGUCAUUAUAGUCGCCGCGCCCCUCCUCGACAGCUCAUGGACUUCCAGGCCAGCCACUGGGUCCGCGGGCCCCAGAGCCGCACGUGUGGGCCGCGCCCGGGAUCCCCUGAGCCGCUGCCCCGCCGGCCCUGGGCCUCCAGGGUGCUGCAGGAGGCGACCAACUGGCGGGCGGGGCCCCCGGCCGAGGCCCGAGCCCGGGAGCAAGAGAAAAGGAAAGCGGCAUCGCAGGAGCGGGAGGCCAAGGAGACCGAGCGAAAAAGGCGCAAGGCUGGUGGGGCCCGAAGGAGUCCCCCUGGUCGGCCCCGCCCGGAGCCUCGGAAUGCACUUCGGGUGGCCCACUCUGCAGGGCUCCCAGCUUCCUCAAGGCCGGAGCGCCUGGGGUCGGUGGGGCGACCGCCCCGUCCAUCCGCGCAGCCGCAGAGCAACCCUGGGGCGGCGUGGGCGGGGCCCUGGGGCGGUCGGCGGCCAGGGCCCCCCAGCUACGAGGCUCACCUGCUGCUGAGAGGCGCUGCCGGGAUGGCCCCGCGACGCCGCUGGGACCGGCCGCCACCCUACGUGGCUCCACCUUCUUACGAGGGCCCCCACAGGACCCUGGGGACUAAGCGAGGCCCAGAGCCCUCGCAGGCGCGCGCCUCUUCAACCUCUGCGCCGACUAGGACAGAGGGAGGGUGCGCAAAGAAGAGGCUAGAUCCUCGGAUCUACCGGGACGUCCUAGGGGCCUGGGGUCUCCGUCAGGGGCGGGGUCUCUUGGGGGGAUCCCCAGGCUGUGGAACAGACAGGCCAAGGCUGGAGUCCGGUAAGGGGGCCGCGGAGAAAAGCCUGAGGCUGGCUGCUGCUGGCCUGAAGAGUGGUAGCGACGGCCAUCCCCAAGCUAAAGCCGCUGGGAGCCCAGGCACAGUUCCUGCGGGGUCAGCCACUGCCACCCCUAGCCCCCCGCGUCCCACUCCCAGGUCCAGACCCCAUCCCAAGGGCUCCGGGGAAGGGAGGGAAGGUAGAGACCAGACCUGGCUCCCCAAACGCUGGGUUCCCUCCAUUAAAAAGCAGCCGCCCCGACACAGCCAGACCCUCCCCAGACCCUGGGCUCCAGGUGGCACGGGAUGGAGAGAAUCCCUGGGUCAUAGAGGGGAGACGGGACCCGAGACCUUGGAGGGUUGGAAGGCGACCCGACGCCCCCACACCUUGCCCCGAAGUUCCCGUGGCCCCGCUCGUGGGGAAGGCGUCUUUGUCAUUGACGCCACUUGCGUGGUGAUACGCUCCCAGUACGUCCCGACCCCUCGAACCCAGCAGGUGCAGCUUUUGCCCGCCGGGGUGCCGCGCCUUGUGGGGAAUGCACCCAGCCAACCGAAACCCAAUCAAGAGGAGGGAGAGGGGGCCGCGGUCCUUCCCUCCCCUUGCCGAAAGCUGCUGUUGAGCAGUCGCCCUUCUCUCCAACCCAGUGAGGGACGCGGGCUCGAAGCUGAGGGCGGGAAGCCCGCGGACUCCUCACUGGAGGAGCGCGCCUCCCGCAUCUUGGGGCUCCCGGUUGGCGAAGUAAACCUACAGGAUCCCCCCACGCAGCCAGGUAGCCCAGAGCACUCAGGCUUAGGCCCAGCGGCUUCGGGGGGAGCGCGCGGUACCGAGGGAUCGGAGAAAGUGGCGUCCGGCCCGCGGCGCGCAGGCCGGGGCUGGGCGCGAGCCCCUGGACCCUAUGCCGGGGCCCUGCGGGAAGCCGUGUCCCGCAUUCGCCGCCACACCGCCCCGGACUCCGACUCAGACGAAGCUGCGGAGCUCAGCGUCCAUAGCAGCUCUUCUGAUGCGAGCGACACAGAAGCCUCGGGCGCCUCCUGGCGGGAAGAGCGGACCGGGCCCCCGGAAGGCGGGAAGACAGCCGAACUGAGCGGCAAUGCCCAAGAGAUUGUAGGUGCCGUCAGCAAAACCGAGGAGGUCCUCUUCGGGGCGAGGGACAUUAAGGGGACUCCACAGGGAAAUAGGGAGCAACAGUGAGAGGCCCUUUAUUAUAUGUGUCCCCUUUUCUCUUCACAGACUUCUUGUACCCCUUACCUAUACCCACCCUUUCCCGAACUCAACAUAGAAGGCACACAGAUGAGAGGGAGCACAUGUCAAGUCAUGAUUUUUUUCCCAGGAGAGGUGAGGGUGUGCAGUAGACUUGAACGCCUUCUCCACCCAGUGCCUGUGGGUAAGGUCUUCAGCAGGGCCCAGGGCACUAGCACGGAGCUGAGCAGAGAGGCCUAGGUGGGAUGAGGCCGGAGGGCAGGGAUGGGAUAGUAAGGGCAACGGCGGGACAGGGCCUCUGGGCAGGAGGAAGAAGGUGAUGGAGAGGCCUCAGACUGAGGUGAUCAGGUGACAGAGAGGCCCUUGGCAGAAGCCACCAGCAAAGCAGAAGAGGACUCACUUUGGUUUCACAGAUCUCAGGUUCCAACCCCAAUUCUGAGACUGAUUUGCUGGGUGACCUUAAGCAAGUCAUUUCCCCUCUCCAGUUCCUAUAAUAUGUAAAAUGAGGGCGUUCUAAGGUCCAUUCCUGAUGUUUUGGAGUCCUAGGAGAGGCUCUUAUCUCAAUCCUCCCUUCCACAAGACAGUUAGGAAUAAGUGAACAGAGUCUGAGGGUCCCUGGGUGGCUUCAUGGACACCUGCAUUCACUCUCAACUCAAGAGACUGUGCGGGGUUUGCAGAAGAGCCAAGCAAGUGGGCAAGGGCUCCUAUUCUAGUCUCUCAGGUUUAGGUGUGGGAUCAGGCAGGGCAGGGCAGGAUGGUGGCCUUGUCACUGUCCCUAGUUUGUGGUGGUCUGAGCUGGGGAGGGAAGGCACCCAGUGAAGCUGCUUGGGACCUUUAGGCCUUCCCCUGUUCCUCCGCCCCAGUGUUCCUUGGUGAUGCUCUAAAUAGUUACCACGAUUUCCCACCCAGGUGAAAGAGAAUCCUGAGAAUGUCUUAACGUGUUUCUGCCUCUUCCAGAAACCAACAAGGGAAGAGGCCGGUCCCCCAAAGCCUGUAGGUGUGGGGUGUGAUACUCGCUGUAGCCACUACGGGGCGCGCGCAGGUCGCGGAUUUCCCUCGUAGCUAGUCCCCGAGUCUUGCCAACCCCCGGCACUGCCAGUUAAUCAAUUGCUCCCUAGCUCCUGCGCGCGGGUCCCCUGCCUUGCCGUCUCCAGCCAUGCGAGAUCGCGAGUAGGCCUCUGGCCUUGCAGACCUCGGGAGCGCGCGGAGCCCCUCUCUGUACUCGUCCACAGCGAACAGCUUGGGAUUCAGACACUGAAGUAUUUUUUCUCUUCGAUCCUGGACACCGCCUCUGUCUCUAUUUACUAGCCAUGUAAACUCGGCCAAAUCACUUCACCUCCCUGAGCCUCAGUCUCCUCAUCCGUCAAAUGGGGGUUUAUAAACACCUACCUCGCAGGGUUGUUGUGAGGACUUAAUGCGAUAAUGUAUGUAAAGCGCCUUGCACGGUACCUGGGACACAGCAGGCGUUCAAUAAAUCUAAGCUUCCCUUUGUCCA